UAAUUAUUUUUCCUGUCGUUCUGCGUACUCUGAGUUAGAGUUAUGCGAAGAGAACAAUGAUCCUGUAAAUUGAUAAAUAAGAGGUUUUUAAAGGGAAAGCUACAGUCGAUGUAAUCAAUAACGAGUGAAGCAACUCGUGUUUUAAAGUUUUGCAAAAGAGUACAUUCUUCGGAGUGAUAUAUCGGAUCGUUCGAGUUUAUUCUUUUGUUUUUCCUGAUAGGAAGAUUUUUAUCUACUCGAUUAUUUUAAAUAUAUUGGAUUGGGCUGUUGUGAGGGACUUUUAGGGUUAGAGCAUGAUGGAAAUCGAAAUGGUACAGAAUAUUUCACUCAUCGAACUGCCUGAUGUCGUUCUCGAAACUAUUCUGUCGAAUCUGUCAUACGAUGAGUUGGCUCGACUCCGAAUUGUCUGUAAACACUUUGAUCGGACGUGCCAGCAGAUGCUCAAUCGUGGAUUCAGUUUGAUGGAGAAGUAUCAUGGACAAUGCCUGAAGAAUGUCAAGAGUCAGUUGCCAAGAAGGGAAUCUGAGCGCAGAAAUCAUGCCCUUGCGAGACAUGCUGAUGUCCUCACUGCCAUUGAAACACGGAUAUCCAUGUUAUCCAUGACUUUUAUGAAAUACGUUAAUUUACACCUGUGUUGUUUCAUCCCGGGAAAGGUAAUCGACGAGAUUCUCCGAGUUUUACGUUUGAUAAAGGACACAAAAUUUCCACCCCGAGCCCACGAGAUCCUCCAGGAGUUGAGGGAUAUAAGUAGCAUGGCAAUGGAACACUUUGAUGAGAAGAUCUUGCCAGUAUUGAAACAAAGUGCUUGCACGUCAAUGGUAAAUGCUGUGAGCUCGUAUGAACUGCCUGGAAGUAGUUUCAUGAUCUCUCAUCACAAUUCAACUCCCACCACGAGUGUCUAUGGUCAGCAUACGUUAACCGCCGAGAAUUGGAAUAACACGAUGAGGGCUGUGUUUAUUAAAACAAGAAAGAACAGAUUGUCAUUUUUGAAUGUUGAGGCUGCUAUGAAAAAAUUGAGACUGAGACUGAAGAGACAAGCAUGUUUCAUUCACUUGCAGAGCAAAAAAUUGCAGAAUCAGUCGAAGAAAAUUCAUGAACAGGAGCAACAGAUAUCGGAGAUGAGACGUCAUUUUGAGGAGUGGGAGCAAAAAAUUGGGGAUCUCACUGCUGAACUCAGUCGCUCCAGGGAAGAACCAUUGAAGGGAGAGAAGAUUGAAAGCUGCAAACGGAAACGUAUUGAUGUGAUAAAACGCACAAGUGACAAUAACGAUCUUGAGGCGAAAAAACGUAAACUCAUUGUCGAACGUAAACCAUCGAUCGAUCCCAAAGAUGCCAAGUUUAAAGAAUAUAUUAAGUCUCAACUUCUUGACAAGUAAAAUCAAUCCAACUCUUGAUUUUUUUUAUCGCCUCACUGCAUCGUAUCUUGAUCAUAAUCGUUCAAUCAUGAAAACGUAUCCAUUAGGUUAAUGACAAUGAAACAAAUUAAUAUUGUAAAUUAAUAUGAUGUAUAUUAGAAAUGAAUUAAUGGUCUCCGUAAAUCUGAGACACAUUUUUUUAGCACUGAAGAAAAUUUUGAGGAUUAAUAAACAUUUGUAUCUUACUGUCA
Fopius arisanus is the source of this 1606-nucleotide messenger RNA. RefSeq names its product pallbearer (gene pall). The record is from RefSeq and is a predicted model, not a curated record. The coding region runs from base 294 to 1376 and encodes 360 amino acids. NCBI's taxonomy places the organism in Eukaryota, Metazoa, Arthropoda, Insecta, Hymenoptera, Braconidae. The transcript is spliced from 4 exons. Gene Ontology annotation, molecular function: protein binding. Gene Ontology annotation, biological process: protein polyubiquitination.